Messenger RNA from Gadus chalcogrammus (walleye pollock), 4671 nucleotides. RefSeq names its product abl interactor 1-like. The record is from RefSeq and is a predicted model, not a curated record. The transcript is spliced from 10 exons. NCBI's taxonomy places the organism in Eukaryota, Metazoa, Chordata, Actinopteri, Gadiformes, Gadidae. Gene Ontology annotation, molecular function: SH3 domain binding. Bases 81 to 1577 code for a protein of 498 amino acids. Gene Ontology annotation, cellular component: lamellipodium; intracellular anatomical structure.
UCACCAGAGCCCCUUCCCCCCUACCAGAGCACCGAGCCCCGCCGAACACCGGAGGAGGAGAGGCACGCCGAGGAUGUAAGAUGGCAGAACUACAAAUGCUAUUAGAGGAAGAGAUUCCGGCCGGUAAAAGAGCUCUUGUGGAAAGCUACCAGAAUCUGUCGAGGGUAGCGGAAUACUGCGAGAACAACUAUGUCCAGGCCCAGGACAAACGCAAGGCCCUGGAGGAGACCAAGGCUUACACCACCCAGUCCCUGGCCAGCGUGGCCUACCAGAUCAACGCCCUGGCCAACAAUGUGCUGCAGCUGCUGGACAUCCAGGCCUCGCAGCUCCGCCGCAUGGAGUCCUCCAUCAACCACAUCUCCCAGACGGUGGACAUUCAUAAAGAGAAGGUUGCCAGGCGAGAGAUCGGCAUCCUAACCACCAAUAAGAACACAGCGCGCACCCACAAGAUCAUCGCCCCUGGCAACAUGGAACGUCCGGUGCGCUACAUCCGGAAGCCAAUUGACUACACGCUGCUGGACGACGUGGGACACGGCGUCAAACAACAGGGGAACAACGCAGCCGGACGAGGGGGGACGCUGUCCAGGACCAACCCCCCCACACAGAAGCCCCCCAGCCCCCCCAUGGCGGGCCGCGGCACCCUGGGGCGCAACACCCCCUACAAGACCCUGGAGCCAGUAAAGCCCCCUGUGGUGCCUAACGACUACAUGACCAGUCCAGCGCGCCUGGGCAGCCAGAACAGCCCCGCACGCACAGCCUCGCUCAACCAAAGGCCCCGCACCCACAGUGGCAGCAGUGGGGGGAGUGGCAGCAGGGAGAACAGCGGCAGCAGCAGCGUUGGCAUUCCUCUGGCGGUUCCCACUCCCUCGCCCCCCAGCAUGGGCCAAGUGGCCCCUGUUUCCACGGCAGUGCCCCAGGGGCCCGGCUUGGGCCCCAUCCCCAUGUCCCAGUUCGGCACCAUCUCGCGCCAGGUGUCUCGCCACAACUCGUCCUCCACCACCUCCUCCGCCUCCAUGGUGUCAGCCACGGGCACCUACCGCCGCGCCCCCUCCCUCAACUCCCAGUUCUCCAUCUCCCAGCAGCCCCACCUCAACGGAGGCCCCGUCUACCCCCCCAACCCAGUUGCUGUGGCUCCUCCCCCUCCUCCCAUGGUGCAGUUGACUCCCCAGAUCCCCCUGACUGGUUUUGUGGCCCGCAUGCAGGAGAGCAUAACAGACAGCCCGGCCCCGCCGCCCCCCCCGCCCCCGGUGGACAUGGCCCUGUUCGAGGAGCCCUCGCCCCCCCCACCCCCCCCGCCCGUGGACUACGAGGAGGAGGAGGCGGAGGCGGCCGUGGUGCACUACAACGACCCCUACGCCGACGGAGACCCUCAGUGGGCCCCCAAGGUCUACCUGGAGAAAGUGGUGGCCAUCUACGACUACUCCAAGGACAAGGAGGACGAGCUGUCCUUCAUGGAGGGCGCCAUCAUCUACAUCAUCAAGAAGAACGACGACGGCUGGUAUGAGGGCGUGUCCGGCGGCGUCACCGGCCUCUUCCCCGGCAACUACGUGGAGUCCAUCAUGCACUACGCCGACUAGACCCCGACCAGCACCCCUCUAUAUAGUGAAGGAAGCCGAUCGGAUCUGUACAGGAUGAUGAGACCGUAGCAGUUUAUAAAGCCUCCCCAACGGAGAGUCAAGUGCCAUGUGAGGUCAGGUUAUGAUUACAACCCCACCCGAAACAUCCCACCUCAACACCCCAAAAAAAAACAGAGAGGGAACCAGUGAGACUGGUGGUUUUCUAGUGUGUGACUCAACACUCUUCAUUCCCUGAAUAAGCGAUGUGGAUGACAAGUAUUUUAUAUAUUUACAGUAAUUAACCGGCAAUUUAACUGUAUUGACAUAAUUACUGUUGGGACAUGUACCUGAAGAAGUGUGUCCUUUGUUUUAUUUUGAAGUUCUGUAACGUCCUCCAUGGUCAUUCUAGAGCGUCACGUCUGCUCACCCCUCUAGGGAAAAAAACGACAUCUAUUUUGGUUUUUACAAAACAGAAUGAAAUGACAAGACAAACACGAAACUUAAAGAAAAACAAAAAAAGAAAUAAAAGAACUAAAGUCAUGCAAGUGACAUUCGGAAGACAAAAAAGAAACAAAGAAGAAGAAAAGCACUGAGUGGCAGAUUUAUUUCACACUCCAGGGAAACACAAUAACAUGAAAAAACCUGUUGAGGGCGUCUUCUACUAUCUGGUGAAGUCUGUCUCUGUUAAGAUACUUUGCGUGUGUGCGUACUUUGUACAGUGAGAUGCUGUCAUGGCGUUUGUCAGUAGUGUGUGUGUGUGUGUGUGUGUGUGUCUUCUACCUGUAGUUCACCAUCGACCUGAACGCAUCGAGCGGUCGGCGGCUUCUCAUUUCUGUUACGAUUAGUGAUGGAUAAUUUAUCUGAAUGCGCUUCGGUCAGUGAAGAUUCCAGUGCCAUUUUAACAUGAGAACACAUGCUAAACGUUUUGAUUUCAUCUUUGUACUAUGAAGGACAUUCAAUGCUGUCUGUUUAAUUUUGUCGAGUUAGGUGCCAGUGUGACGCUCCGGUUAGCAUGUCCCCCCCUGUCUCCCCCUCCAUGUCCCAGAGACUCACAGGCCUGAUGUUAGGACUAACAGGCCUGAUGUUAGGCCCUAUCCCCCCCAUCAGAGGGACGUUCAGGCCUGCCUGAUGUUAACACGUACAGGACAGAUGUUAGGACUAACACCCUGAUGUUAGGACUAACACCCAGAUGUUAGGACCAACACCCAGAUGUUAGGACCGACACCCAGAUGUUAGGACCAACACCCUGAUGUUAGGACCAACACCCUGAUGUGAGGACCAACUCACUGAUGUGAGGACUAACACCCUAAUGUUAGGACUAACAGGCCUGAUUUGAGGAAUAACAGGCCUGAUGUGAGGACUAACAGGCCUGAUGUGAGGACUAACACCCUGAUGUUAGGACUAACAGGCCUGAUGUGAGGACUAACACCCUGAUGUGAGGACUAACACCCUGAUGUGAGGACUAACACCCUGAUGUUAGCACUAACACCCUGAUGUUAGGGCUAACAGGCCUGAUGUUGGGCUGUCCACUCCUUUGAUGACUUGGGUUUUCAGUUAGAUGGGAUCUAUUCAAGCUGUUCUCCAGUGGGCCCAAACACUUCAUUUUCUAUUCUGAGAAGCAGUUCCUGCUAAGGUGCUUUGAGGAGAACCUGGUGCUCAACAUGACCACCGACCACAAGAACCUCAACCCAAGGCUGUUGAACUGGUCUCUCCUUACUCAUGAAGUCUGUUUCAACUGUCGUAUUGUUUGGUAUUGAGGGGUGACCCAUCAACAGUGUUGAAUGUAACCUUAUUAUCAUUUGUAUUAAACCAUCUUAACCGUAGUCAGGCCAUCUGUGUGUUAUAUGCACCUAUUGUACUACAGUUAGAUACAUUGUCGGUUUUCAUUGUCUUUUUAUUAUUUUUUACUGAAAUCAAUACAUUGUUCAACAUGCAAAUGAAAGCAAGCAUAUCCUGAUUUUAACAUUAUCAUAUAUGAGUUGCAUGUUUUGGGAUGGAAUCGAUUUAAACCAUAGAAAUUGUAUAGCUUAUGGAACCGAUGAGUGAAUUUCACAAAGUGAUGCGGAUGUUUUGAACCUUGAAGCGACUUCUGCAUUACAUGGCCGUGACACGCUGACACUCACCCUUCGUCUUUGGCGUUUUUAACAAAAUAAACAACAAUAUUUGGAUGAAUGUGUACUCGGCAUUAAGGGUUCACUCAUCUGUCGAUGGGAGGAGUUCAAAUCUAGUAGCUGUAUCGUACAUUCAAAGAGAAUCCCUCAAACGAAACAAUGGAAGCCAGUGUAUUUCACUGGCUUGUUGACCAGUGUCAUCAGCUUUUUGUGUGUGAUGAACGUAUUGAAAGACUCACAGCUGGUGAUCCUUGUCCUCUACAUCAUCAACACGCUCUAUUCAACCGUUUCUUACAUUUCCUUCCAGGGCUAUUUGGCAUUUUUGUGGAACAAACAAAAUCAAAUACUUUUUCUGUGACACAUUUCUAGCAAUGAAUUGGUUUCUCCUCCUUUCUUUAUAAUUUGAGUCCUACACUGCUGGGGAAGGUCUGCUUGCCGCUGUAUGUCAAUGGUUUAUUUAUUCUUUGGUUUCCUAGAGGUGAUGUUGAUCCCUGGCUGAACGGUGUAAUGUUUACCACUAACCUGUGAGCUGACGUCACAGGCUCGCCUGCUCUUGCGUGUGUUUCUUUUCUUAUGACGAAAACGUGGAGUAAAGAGAAAAAACUAAAACCAAUAAACUGAUCUGUGACUUUGUUCUUAUUGGGAACAGAAUGCGUAGAUUUCUUGCCUUUCCUCCACUCAUGUACAUACAGUAUGUUCAUGGAAAUUUAUGUACAGUCCUUUUGUAAUAAACAGCCCUUAAAAACGGUGAAGACAGGCGGUCUUGUGUGGUGUGUCCUGUGUGCUUGUAACUUGCAGAAGUCCAGUUUUUGAAUGUAAGCAGAAUUAGAUGUAGAACAGAUGAAUGAGGUUAACCAUGGGAGGAAGUUUGAAUGACACCAGCUCUGAACAGCAGGCCCUACCAUAACUAAAGCGUAGUACACAAUACGUGACCUGGACCCAGGAAGGGUAGAAGAAACAAGAUGGACCCCAGAUAGGAGCCCAGCUGGAGGGACUUCAGGGUC